This is a messenger RNA of Maylandia zebra (zebra mbuna), 3728 nucleotides long. It is a transcript of the gene mctp1b, whose product is annotated as multiple C2 domains, transmembrane 1b. Gene Ontology annotation, biological process: regulation of neurotransmitter secretion. Gene Ontology annotation, molecular function: calcium ion binding. Gene Ontology annotation, cellular component: synaptic vesicle membrane. Lineage: Eukaryota; Metazoa; Chordata; Actinopteri; Cichliformes; Cichlidae. The record is from RefSeq and is a predicted model, not a curated record.
CACAGCCCUGUUGGCUGGAGGAAGUAUUUCCGUGCUUUUGGGUACAGGUUUCGGCGCGUUUGCAACCGUCUGAUGCGGCGAAAUAGUACAAACGGGGUAUUUCAGUGGUCCUGUCCACCGAUGUGACAGCCUGCCGGAGCUCCGAGUAGAGGCGGGAAUGGAGCGGAGCGAGGCGGACGAGAAUGAGAGCAGUUCAUCCCAACAAAACACGAUGUGGAAACAGCUUCAAGCCAAAGCCAAGCCGCUGCUCAGCCCCAAGCUGGGCGCCAGAGAGCCAGAAGACAAGAAGGAGCGAGGCAUGUGGAUGUUCAAGAAGAUGAAGCGGAAGGAAAAUGUCGUCCUGGACCGGGUAAUCUCCUCCUCGCAGCCCGACCUGCUCUUCUCCUCUCCGGAUGAUGUGGACAUUAAGGAGGCACAGCUCUGCGGCAAAGCAGUCGGCCGGGACAAGCUGCAGUUUUCGAUCAAGCACAAGUCCACCAGCCCAAACAAACCCACGGUGUCUCAGCUGGUGCAGUCCCACCACAAGAGCUCCUCUCUGGGGUCUGCGUGCCUGGAGAGGCUGGCCGAGCCUCCGGACGGCGAUGGCGGGGGCGACGCAGCAACAGCUGCCGCAGCGGAGAAGACACAUCUGGAGAGCAGUGAGGAUCAGCUGGGAAUGGGUACUUCAUGUCCUUCGGGGUUUUCUUCUGACCAAGCUCGGUCGGGGAUGUACAAGCUGGAGAUCGAGCUGAAAAGAGGACACAACCUGGCUGUCCGAGACAGAGGAGGAACAAGUGAUCCAUAUGUCAAGUUCAAGCUUGCUGGCAAAGAGGUUUUUAGGAGCAAAAUCAUCCAUAAAAACCUCAACCCAGUGUGGGAUGAGAAGACGACCUUAAUCAUUGACAGUCUGAAUGAACCUCUGUAUGUCAAGGUGUUUGACUAUGACUUCGGCCUUCAGGAUGACUUCAUGGGUUCUGCUUUUCUUUACCUGGAGUCUCUAGAGCAGCAGAGGACGAUACCUGUGACUUUAGUGCUGAAGGACCCUCAGUAUCCUGAUCAGGACCUCGGUACUCUGGAGCUGGCCGUCAACCUGACACCUAAAGACAGUCCCAUCGAGGAACGCCGAGACUCAACAAUGGAGGUUAAGAAGUAUGGACUAAAACAUUAUGUGCAUAAAACUAUGCUGCUCAGGAGGUCCUGGAAACGAUCCACUAAGCAGCAGCAGUCUAUACGUCUGUCAGAGCUACAUCGAAAAGCCCAGCUCUGGCGAGGGAUAGUCAGCAUCGCACUAAUCGAGGGUCGAAACCUCAUGCCCAUGGAUCCCAACGGUCUGAGUGACCCAUAUGUCAAGUUCAGACUCGGGCCCCAGAAAUACAAGAGCAAGACAGUGCCAAAGACCCUGAGCCCACAGUGGAGGGAGCAGUUUGACCUGCAUCUGUAUGAAGAGACAGGUGGGGUGCUAGAGAUCACGGUGUGGGACAAAGACACUGGAAGAAGGGACGAUUUCAUUGGGCGCUGCCAGUUGGACCUCUCCACUCUUGCUAAGGAGCAGACGCAUCACCUGGAGCUGCCACUAGAGGAGUCUCAAGGCUUUGUUGUGCUGCUGGUCACACUAACCGCUUCGGCUGCUGUCUCUAUCGCCGACCUCUCUGUGACCCCGCUAGAUGACCCACAGGAGCGUAGAGAGAUACUCCAACGAUAUGGUGUGACGAAGUCAUUCUUUAACUUAAAAGAUGUGGGCAUAGUACAGGUGAAGGUGAUGAGAGCAGAAGGUCUCAUGGUUGCAGAUGUAACCGGUAAAAGUGACCCUUUCUGUGUGCUGGAGCUGAACAAUGACAGGCUGCAGACACACACCGUUUACAAGAACCUCAAUCCAGAGUGGAACAAAGUCUUCACCUUUAAUGUCAAAGACAUUCACUCUGUGUUGGAGGUGACAGUGUUUGAUGAAGACAGAGACAGGAGUGCAGACUUCCUGGGAAAAGUGGCAAUUCCAUUAUUGAAUGUUCGUAAUGGCGAGCAGAAGGGAUACCUGUUGAAAAAUAAGGAGCUGACAGCACCGACCAAAGGGUGCAUCUACCUAGAGAUUGAUGUCAUCUACAACGCUGUUAAAGCUGCUUUGAGGACUGUGGUUCCUGCAGAACAGAAAUAUAUUGAAGAAGAACCAAAAGUCUCCAAGCAAUUGCUCCAGCAGAACUUCAACAGAGUCAAGCGCUGCAUUAUGGUGCUGAUUAGCUGGGGAAGUUUCAUCAACAGCUGCUUUGAAUGGGAGUCUGCACAGAGAAGCAUUGUCUCCUUUGUGCUGUUUGUGGUGGUGGUGUGGAAUUUUGAGCUCUACAUGCUGCCACUAGCCUUGCUGCUUCUACUUGUGUGGAACUACUUCUUCUGCUCCAGCAGGGAUGGAGCUGAUGUGUCCAUGGAUGGCAUGUUUGAAUGGGAAGUUGAUGAAGAUGAUAAAGAGGAAAAGGACUCAGAGCCCAAAGGCUUUAUGGAUAAACUGUACGCCAUUCAGGACGUGUUUAUCAGUGUUCAGAAUGCUCUGGAUGAGGUGGCGUCCUUUGGAGAGAGAGUGAAGAACACUUUUAACUGGACCGUGCCUUUUCUAAGCUGGUUGGCAAUCACUGCCUUGUGUUUGGCCACAUUUCUUCUCUACCUCAUACCUUUACGAUACCUCGUGCUUGCAUGGGGUGUGAAUAAGUUCACCAAGAAACUUCGUGAUCCAUACAUGAUCGACAACAACGAGCUUCUUGACUUCCUUUCCAGAGUCCCCUCUGAUGUUCAAGUGAUGCAGUAUCACGAGCUGAAAGUUGACCCCGGGCAGAGCCCCAGCAAACGCCGGAGGACAAACCUGAGCUAGCUGUAAACAAUGUAAACUAUCUUGUUUAUAUGUUUCUUGUAAAUUUUAAUUAUUAUGAGAAGUUGUAACUGUUAAGUGUUUUCUUUUUGUUACUGAGGAAGGACACUGAUUUUCUAAAUCUUUUAAAAGACAAGACGAAGCUGUUCAUGUUUUUUAAUCUCUCUCAUUUCUCAUAAGAACUCUGCACACAAACUAAGUAACUGUGGUAAUAAUAAUGAUUGUCAUGAGUAUACAUGUAUAGUGUGUCCCAGAGUCUGCAUGUAAUGAAGAUGUGCUUCUGUUUGCAUGUAAGCAUUGCAUCUCCAGCUUUUUGAUUUCUCUCAACAUGUUUGUGCCAUUUCAAACGGGAUGCCAGCGUCCCAUGCUAUGUUGAAGAUAGAGCUGCAUGCAUUUAUACACCUACAGUAAAUAAAAUCUCCUAUUUGGAAAUAUUAUCUUUUUCAGGAAACAUUUCUUUCUAAAGAUGAAAUACUAACAUCUCAGCUCAGUGGGUUUUUUUUCUUUUUGUCUGCUUCUCACUUCUUCCAGUUUGCUUUCUCUGUUUCUUUUUGUUUUUUGCCUUUUUGGACCACAUCUUAGUGUUACUCGACUUACUCGUCAUCUGUUCUUUUUAAUCACUGAUGUGAUCUGCAUGUCUGCGUAAGCUGCUGGUUGUAUGUGUUUUGCAUGACUGAAAUUAUAUGCAAGGUGCUGAAUGUGUUUAUCUCUGCAAACUGCACUGACCUGAUACUGUUUACUCUUACCACCAGAUCAUUACGUCUGUCGCGCUGCACAUUAUCUCUCUCUGUUUCCUGUUGCACUGUCUGUAAUUACUGUGGUUGGAAUGAAGCCAAAAGUAGGACAGACUGUAUCAAGUGUGUAGCAUUCCUCUGGCAAAAUAUAUUUCUACACAGAC